GGAGGGGGGCGAAUAGAGGGGAUCCAUGGAGAUUCUGUGCGGCUUCAUCGAGCAGACCGUCUGGAUUAAGCUGAUUUGAGACGCAGUGUUGGACAAUUGCAGAGACGACGACGGUGUUGUGCUCCCCCCCCCCUUCCUCCCUCCCUCCCCGCCCCCCCAACCCCACGACCCACGAUCCAACCGUACAGCCCGCGACGUGUUUUGGGUUUUUGGCUGGGACAGCAGUCUUCGGGGAUCCGGUCAUGGCGGACCAAGAGGAGACUUUUGCCCUUGAAAACUCUCCUGGUGGUUCAGAAUCAAGGGAAUUACAGUCCGACAACAAAUCUGAGAAACAGAACGGGACCUCAAGCAAAUCGCCCUCAUCUCAGACCACUUACAUUCAGCAGGGAAUGGAGGGAAUAAAAGUCUACCUGCACGAGAGGGAACUCUGGAUAAAGUUUGACGAGGUGGGCACGGAGAUGAUCAUCACCAAAGCUGGAAGGCGAAUGUUCCCCAGCUUCAAAGUGAAGGUCACAGGAUUAAACCCCAAAACCAAAUACAUUCUCCUCAUGGACGUUGUUCCUGCGGACGACCAUCGAUAUAAAUUCGCCGACAACAAAUGGUCCGUUACCGGGAAGGCAGAGCCCGCCAUGCCCGGCAGGCUCUACGUGCACCCGGACUCUCCCGCCACCGGGGCGCACUGGAUGAGGCAGCUCGUCUCCUUCCAGAAGCUGAAACUGACCAACAACCACCUGGACCCGUUCGGACACAUUAUCCUAAAUUCGAUGCACAAGUAUCAGCCGAGGAUCCACAUAGUGAAGGCAGAUGAAAAUAACGGCUUCGGCUCUAAAAACACGGCCUUCUGCACCCACGUCUUCCCGGAGACAGCCUUCAUCGCGGUGACGUCCUACCAGAACCACAAGAUAACCCAGCUGAAGAUUGAGAACAAUCCGUUUGCAAAAGGCUUUCGUGGAAGUGAUGACAUGGAGUUACACCGGAUGUCCCGGAUGCAAAGUACCAAGGAGUAUCCGGUGGUGCCUCGCAGUACGGUGCGCCAGAGAGUGGGCUCCAGCCACAGCCCGUUCAGCGGCGAGGUCCAGGGCAUCGCCACCCCGAGCGCGCUGACCUCCCAGUACUCCCAGUGUGAGAACGGGGUCACCAGCACGUCACAGGACAUGCUGCCCCAGUCGGGCUCCUACCCCCUGCCGCAUGAGCACAGCCAGGAGUACCACUGCAUCAAGAGGAAAGUGGAGGACGACUGUCCCUCUGGCGAGCAGAGCUAUAAGAAAGCCUACCUGGAGAGCUCGUCCAGUGAAGAGGACCAUUACUACCGUCCCGUGGGCUACGCCCAGAGCCUCGGCCUGGCCGCCGGGCCCUACCGCAGCGAAUCCAGCCAGCGGCAGGCCUGCAUGUACGCCAGCGCCUCGCAGGGGGCCGAGCCGGUCCCCAGCCUGGAGGACAUCAGCUGCAACACUUGGGCCAGCGUUUCGCCCUACGGGAGUUGCUCCGUCACCACCAUGCAGCCAAUGGAGCGGCUGCCCUACCAGCACUUCUCCGCCCACUUCACCUCGGGGUCCCUGGUGUCCCGGCUCGGAGGGGUCGGGGGCCACGCCUCUCCGCAGCUCGGCGACGGCCACCACGCCGCCAUGUACCAGAGCUCCAUGACCCACCAGACUCUGGGCCGCCAGUGCAGCCCCGGGGCCGGGAUCCAGUCGCCAGGAGCUGGCCUGCAGGGAAAUGAGUACCUCUACACCCACGGCAUACCACGUACACUGUCGCCACACCAGUACCACACAGUACACAGCGUCAGCAUCAUGCCAGAGUGGAACGAGAACAGCUAGGGCUUCUGUUGUUUAUUAUUUUUUUUAAAUCACACUCAACGGAUGAUGAUGAUGAGGAAGACGGAAAGGAAAAAGCGAAAAGGACCAAAAGAAGGCAGGGUUUAGAUGAAUAUAUAUUUA
Gasterosteus aculeatus aculeatus (three-spined stickleback) is the source of this 1940-nucleotide messenger RNA. It is a transcript of the gene tbx5a, whose product is annotated as T-box transcription factor 5a. Lineage: Eukaryota; Metazoa; Chordata; Actinopteri; Perciformes; Gasterosteidae. Gene Ontology annotation, cellular component: chromatin; nucleus. The record is from RefSeq and is a predicted model, not a curated record. Gene Ontology annotation, biological process: pattern specification process; regulation of transcription by RNA polymerase II; cell fate specification. Gene Ontology annotation, molecular function: DNA-binding transcription factor activity, RNA polymerase II-specific; RNA polymerase II cis-regulatory region sequence-specific DNA binding.